UAGUAGUAUUGCUUGGUUCUUUACUUGUUCAUUCCAAUUAUUGAGAUAUUGUUAUAUUAAUCUAAAUAUUUGUUAAAUGGCAUCAUCACAUGGGAAUUAUUAUUUCUCAUUAAUUCUAAGUGUUUUGGUGUUUGCAAUUGUUGCAAGCAGUGGUUUGUCACAACUAACACCAGAUUACUAUGAGAAUUCAUGCCCUAAUGCUUUGAGUACCAUCAAAAGUGUUGUGGAGGCUGCCGUAGAGAAAGAACGCCGUAUGGGUGCUUCUUUGCUUCGCUUGCACUUCCAUGAUUGCUUUGUUAAUGGUUGUGAUGGUUCAAUUCUUCUGGACCCCACAUCCACCAUUGAGAGUGAAAAGAAUGCAUUGCCUAAUAAGAACUCUGUUCGAGGAUUUGAAGUGGUCGAUGAAAUCAAGCAUGCAGUGGACGAAGCUUGUGGAAACCCAAUUGUUUCUUGUGCAGACAUUUUGGCUGUUGCUGCUAGAGAUUCUGUGGUUGCAUUAGGAGGUCCAACAUGGGAUGUAAGACUAGGAAGAAGAGACUCCACCACAGCAAACCCUAACGGCGCAAACACGAACCUGCCGGCGCCAUUUCUCGACCUCCCCCAACUAAUCAAGAGCUUCCAAAACCAAGGCCUAGAUGAGAAUGACCUAGUGGCUCUGUAUGGAGCACACACCAUAGGUUCAGCACGUUGUGUUACAUAUAGGGGCCAUAUUUACAAUGACACAAACAUUGAUCCCAAAUUUGCAAAUUCUCUUAGGUACAUUUGCCCUAGGGAUGUUGGAGUAGGUGAUGAUAAUCUUGCUCCUUUGGAUUGUACGGCUACAAAAUUUGAUUCUCAAUAUUAUAGUGAUUUGAUCAACAAGAAGGGCCUUCUUCAUUCUGAUCAAGAAUUCUUCAAUGGUGGCCCCACGGAUCAAUUGGUUAGGGAGUAUAGCUAUGAUUCCGAAGCUUUCUUUCAAGACUUUGCAAAUUCUAUGAUUAAGAUGGGAAAUAUUCAGCCACUAACUGGGGAACAAGGUGAAAUUCGUGCUAAUUGCAGGAAAGUCAACAAUUAUUAUUGAUUUUUAUUCAUUAAAUUAGUUAAGGUGAGGAUCGGAAAUUAAGUAAGUGUGUAUACAAGAAUAUAAUUGUGAAGUGUAAUAUAUAUAAUAUGUAUUGCGAUUAUGUUAAUUAUUAUUGUGAAAAU
Arachis stenosperma is the source of this 1185-nucleotide messenger RNA. Its product is annotated as peroxidase P7-like. The transcript has 3 exons. Gene Ontology annotation, molecular function: peroxidase activity; heme binding. Gene Ontology annotation, biological process: hydrogen peroxide catabolic process; response to oxidative stress. The coding region runs from base 77 to 1060 and encodes 327 amino acids. Lineage: Eukaryota; Viridiplantae; Streptophyta; Magnoliopsida; Fabales; Fabaceae. The record is from RefSeq and is a predicted model, not a curated record.